This is a messenger RNA of Aphanomyces invadans, 1055 nucleotides long. RefSeq lists its product as hypothetical. Lineage: Eukaryota; Oomycota; Saprolegniomycetes; Saprolegniales; Verrucalvaceae. The record is from RefSeq and is a predicted model, not a curated record. The transcript has 4 exons. The coding region runs from base 357 to 800 and encodes 147 amino acids.
GCCUGGAAGACCGCCUCAAAGAUCUGCAGAACGGCACGCUGGACGAGUUUGUUGAACGUUGUAGAGCGUUUGAGAUCGGGAAGACGCAUGAAGUCGACUUGGCAAACUUGCAUCGCACGUUGCUCCUGCAAAACAUCAGCGAGUUGCUCGCAUUUGACUUGCGGCAAAUCGAAGAUGGGCACAAUGCGUCGGUGGGAGAAUUGCAGUCAGCAAACCCACCACGGAUAGAUGCCGCCCAACACGUCGAAGUCGAAGUGCCGACGUUUAUCUCCCCAGCACCCAUCACCACACAUACCGACGACCAACUUCAACAGGAACUCGAGCAAUUUGAGCAUCGCAAGCACUUGCAUUUCAGCAUGGACCAUUUGAAGGCUUGCGUCCCGUCCGUCACGACCAUCCAGCACCAGCUCACGACUUUGCGCGAAAGUCUCGCGUCGGUGAACGAGAGGUUGCGCCAAGCAACACAUCUCAAUGCCAGUUACGACCACGAGACUCGGACAAUUCAUCUGGGCCCGAUGAGAUUGUGCGUCGGCGAUGCCGUCGUACUGACGUCAGAACUUGCCGAGGAAGACUUAUUUGGGACCAUUCAUGCCAUGACUGCAACGACGAUUCACUUGCAUCUCCUUUGCGGCAACGUCGUUCAAGUGACCUUACAAGCGUUGCGUGAUCGAAGGUGUCGACUCCGCUUCCAAGACAACAGGAAAAAUAUUGCUCAGCCGUCCCCGUCCACGCGCAAAGUCAACACGACGCCUCGAUCGAAGCGAACUACCCAGCGGAAACGACUCGUGUCGCUGAUUUAGCGCCGUCAUGGCUCGAGCGCCUCGCGUACGUCGCUGCCUUCGUAAUAGGGCACUUGCGCGGAUGUACCAUGCAGCUAGACGUGGCAACCAGUGCACCAUAAUUCUCUAAGACCCGUCACGUUGACCGACGGCACGCCAUCACGACCACACAUACGCCCUCAGCGGCACCGCCACGUCGUCCUUCCUCGCAGAUCCAUCGAUCUGCAUGUGCUUGCAGUAAGUAUGUUUAAAUUGUUGUGCAGGGGCUGCAUGCCG